This is a messenger RNA of Pseudophryne corroboree (corroboree frog), 3689 nucleotides long. RefSeq names its product zinc finger protein 436-like. NCBI's taxonomy places the organism in Eukaryota, Metazoa, Chordata, Amphibia, Anura, Myobatrachidae. The record is from RefSeq and is a predicted model, not a curated record. Gene Ontology annotation, molecular function: RNA polymerase II cis-regulatory region sequence-specific DNA binding; DNA-binding transcription factor activity, RNA polymerase II-specific. Gene Ontology annotation, biological process: regulation of transcription by RNA polymerase II. The transcript is spliced from 8 exons. The coding region runs from base 228 to 2021 and encodes 597 amino acids.
AACGGCGGCGCCUCGGAGGAUUCUGGGAGAUGUAGUCCUCUCACUUUCAACUUGUGCCCACACAGAUGCAAACGGAAACUACAUUACCCAGAAAUCUGUGUUUCAUAGGCGUACGUCCUAUAUGGCAGGUCAGCCAAUCAGUGUGGAUAGAUUACCAUAUCGCUCCGCCUCCCAGCGCCAGCAGGCAGGGGUCCUCCUGAUUACAAUAAGGCAGCACGAUAUACACCAUGACAAAGUGCAUCGUGAAGAACUGUCACAGUGUCACUGGGACUGACCGGGUUAAACUUCAUGGAUUUCCGUGCUCCAUCCCCUUGAUUAAACUCUGGCUGCAGCAGACUGGUAACAUUUUCAGUGAUAUCGAUGUAUUUGCAGAGAGUGUUCUACGUUCCCGGAAAUCUGGUCUCUAUCAGAUCUGUUCCAAACAUUUCUCCCCGAAAAGUUACAUCUUUAACGGCACAGAAAUGGUUCUGAAGCCAGAUGCCAUUCCCACAAUUUUUGGAAAAGUACAAAAAACCCACAUGGAGGACGACAUCUUUAUGGUUUCGCCGUGCAAGGAUGUUGAAGUUGUUACAUGUGUGAAUCCUGUUCCGCCCCAGCCUCGAGUGCAGACUUUCUCUCCGCUGAUAGGACACAGAGUGAAGGAUAUGUGCACAGAAGACUCGGAGAAUAUCGACUUCAGGGGAACGAAACACGAUUCCACAUUCACAGCGAAAUUGAUGGUGGAUAAAUCAAUUGGUACAGAUCCAUACAAUGAUAUCUCUGACAGCCAGAAUGAGAAGCUAAUGAAUAAAAGACUUUUAACUCUCGCUAUGGAAAUCAUCUCCCUACUUACUGGAGAGGAAUACAUGAUGGUUAAGAAGAAUUGUAGCCGUCCCACCUCACCGCUAACAGGAGAGGUGCCUAUAAAAUGUGGCGAUGUCUCCAUUUACUUCUCCAUGGAGGAGUGGGACUAUAUAGAAGAUCACAAGGACCAUUACCAGAAUGUGAUGGAGAAUGAGGAAAGAUCUAGCAAUCCUUCAUCCCCAGCAGAACCAGAGGUGCCUGCCGAUAGUGUAACCACUGUUUUGGACACUGAGGAACAAGAUGAUACCCAGAGCAUAGAGGACGUGGAAGAGGUGGACUUGUCGGCCGACACCAGUGAAGAUGAAUUCAAUGCAGAAGUUGUAUCAAGUGGACAAGCAAUAGAAGAGCCGUAUGCAGUGACUUCCUGGGAGGCUCCUGCAGUGCAUGAGGAUACCUGUGCAGUAGAUGAAUUUAAGAGCAGAGAUUUGCAAGGAGAGUCCUGCACCAUGGCUUGUUCACCUGAUGAAACAGUGGAGGAUAACAAAACGAACUUCCAUAUAUCUCAAGUAGAGGACAGUGGAGAAAACUUUCCCGCUGAGUCACCCAGACACGUUAUAGAAAACUUUGUAUAUACUUCUACAUUCGAUCAGUGUGAAGAUCAGUCGUGGACUGCGUAUGACAAGUUUGUUGGUGACGCCAAUUGUCUGUCGAAGGAACAUCCACAAAUUAAGGAGGAGAGCAGCCAAUAUAAUUAUACAUUUGAGGAAGAACCAGCAUAUGUAGACAAUCUGACUCGCGUUUGUGAGGAACGCAGUCAGCUGUUUGAAACCAUGAACAAUCUUCUCGUCCACCAGAUCACACAUGGCCAGUCGUCCUCGGCAGAUAAGCCUUAUGCCUGCAGCCACUGUGAGAAACGCUUUGCAAAGAGGUCACACCUGGGAAUGCAUCUAAAGACGCACACAGGAGAAAAGCCGUACGCAUGUCCGGACUGUGGGAAACUGUUUAGUAGAAGAUCCAAUAUGGCCACACACUACAGAACACACACCGGAGAGAAGCCAUUUGCUUGUCCGAAGUGUGGCAAACGCUUCACCCAGAGUUCGCACAUGGUGACACACCAAAGGACGCAUACCACAGACAAACUCUUUACGUGUCCUGAGUGUAGGAAAUGCUUUACCAAGUGGUCGUAUCUGAAUUUCCACCUCCGAACUCACGGAAUAGAGAAGCUGAGUGUGCCCUGAGCGUGGAUGACUUGCUCACGAUCCUUUUGGAAAGCAGCAGACAUAGACCAUCUCCAGUAACUGUGCAGCUCAUAAAAUUAAAUUAAAAUCCAGUAUUUUUGUUGACAAAGUCAUUAGGUAAAAUUAUGUGUGUAUCCAGAACGUGUUGAUGUCACAAACUGUUCUUAUGAUGUAUUGCAAAAGGUUUUUAGUUCUGUUGAGAUCUUCACGUCAUCCGUGGCAACAUGCUUGCUUAAGUACUUAAUAGCUUUUUGUGAUGUGGCUGAAACCCUUAGAACUUUCCGGCAUUGUAUGGGUGGUGACUGCAACAGUGUGGAACAAGCAGAUUUUUAGGAUUUGUACUUUAGGAUGGCUGAAUAGCUGCUCAUUGUACAUUUCACUGCUGUCCCCAGUAUAUCAUGUCCAUGGCUUGAAUGCUUGAAAGCACCAAACGUUUUCCCUGUGAUUUUAGACAUUCCCUCGGGGUGAUCCAGUUUCCUCCUACUGUCCAAAGACAUACUGAUAGCUUAAUUGGUUUUCUAAUAGGUGUGCGUUUGUGGGUAUCCGGACUAUAGGUCUACACUAAAAAGGUCUACAGUCAAUAGGUCUACCACUAAUGAUAGACAUGCAUUAGGUCGAUAGGGUCAAAAGGUUGACAUGUAAAGGGUAGACAGUUCAACAGGUCGAAAGGGUCAAAAGGUCGACAUAACAAUGGUCGACGCACACCAAAGACACAAGUUUUUUUUAUUUUAAUUUUCAUUGGUUUCAACUUUUUUUACUUUACCAUCCACGUGGACUACAACUGGGAAUAGUUAUUGUGCCGAGCACAGCGGUAGUGGUGCGAGGCACCUUGCCCGAGGCAUAGCGAGCCAUGCAUGGGGACGUGGUACACUGAUGGGGCUUGUUUGUGGCAGAAAAGUGACAAAACACCCAAAACAAAAUAUUGUGUCUACCUUUUUUUUUUUUUGUCGACCAUUUCCUUGUUGACCUUUUGACCCUGUCGACCUUUCCUACUGUCCACCUAUUCUGUCAACCUUUUAACCCUUUCAACCUUUUGACCUUGUCGACCUAAUGCAUGUCUACCAUUAGUGGUGGACCUAUUGACUGUAGACCUUUCUAGUAAAGAUCUAAUAAUUCACACCUGUGUUUGUGUGGUACGGAAUGUAAAGUUUAAGCUCCAGAGGGACAGGGACUGAUGUCAUUGAACACAGAGUUAUAUGCUUAGUAAUAUGUUGUUGCCAUAUAAAAAAGUAAUAGUGAUUAAUAGAUCAGUAUAGUACACAGUAGUUACUGCAUUUUCAGCAGUGCCGGUGUAACAUGAAUAUUCCUUACACUAUUUUUAAUCUAUGUGCUCUUUUUUAAAAGUACAAUGAGUAUUCGUAAAGGCUCUCUGGUUUUCAAUAAUCUUUAAUAUAGUAUUUUCCCUGAUCUAACAGCAUAUCCGGUUGGCACAGUGGUCAGCAUUACUGCCUCACAGCACUAAAGGGUUAAUUUCCAACCAGGACCCCGUGUAGCUUUUGUAUCUCUCAUUUUGUGAGUGGGUUUCCUCCAGGUGCUCCUGUUUCACCCACAGGGCAUCUUAGAACCAAUGAUACUCAUACACGGAGAGAUCUAUGGGAACUGUUCUCCACCACAGUUUCUCUGACGUCCUAGUGGAUGCUGGGGACUCCGUAAGGACCAUGGGGGAUA